CACUUCCUCAUUCCUUCUUCCUCCUUUAAGUUUCACUUCAUAUUAAGCUUGUAGUUUUCUUCUCCCCUGCUCAUAUUUGACUUCUGCUAACAUCACUUCCAUCAAAGAUGGCACCAGGCUAUACAUUACCAUUAAUCUUGGCAUUCUCUGUAGUUCUGCAUGCUACAACAGAUGCGGUGAAUCCCGGUUUGGUUGUGAGAAUCACUCAGGAUGGGCUGGAUUAUGCCCGUCAACAAGGAAUGAUUGUUCUACAGCAGAAGCUCUCAACUAUUCACUUGCCGGAUUAUUCAGGAUCUUAUGAUGUUGGAGUCCUGGGAAAUGUGAAGUACAACAUCAAUAGCAUGGUUAUAACCAAUUUCCAGCUACCUAAUUCACAAGUCACUCUUCUUCCCAACGUUGGUUUGAAACUCUCCAUUUCUGGGGCUUACAUUGAAAUACAUGGAAACUGGAGAGUACGUUACCUGUUCAUAUCAUCUGAUGGUGACUUUGAAUUAAAGGUCUUGGGGAUCUCUAUUUCUGUGGGGCUGAGUUUAGGAAGUGAUGGUUCUGGCCGCCCUACAAUAUCUACUUCUGAUUGCAGUGCCCACAUCUCAGACAUGCAAGUGCACUUUUCCGGUGGACUUGAUUGGCUCAUUAAUCUCUUUGAUAACGUCAUUGCAUCCUCCUUAAGAGACAACUUGCAAAACCAGAUUUGUCCAUUGGUUGCCGAUGCAGUUAACACUCAGCUGGAGCCUGUAUUAAGAAGUUUGCCAGUCACUUCUAAAAUCGAUGACGUGGCUGCAAUAGAUUACUCCUUGACGGGUCCUCCAAUGGUGACUGCUGAUAGUCUGGAUGUACAACUGAAGGGAGAAUUUUUUGAACAGUCUCACCGCAGUCCCCCACCUUUCUCACCACAGCCGAUGUCUAUACCUGAUGAACACAGUCUCAUGGUGUACUUCGCGAUCUCUGAUUAUUUAUUUAAUACGGCUGCAUUUGUCUAUCAGUCUGCUGGAAAGCUCAUCUUUAACGUGACCGAUGAUAUGAUUCCAAGAGAUUUUCCUGUGCAACUGAACACAUCAUCCUUUGGGAAACUGAUACCACAGAUAUCAAAGAUGUACCCAAAUAUGCCAAUGAAGCUGAAGAUUUCAUCACCUGUUGCUCCAUUUCUGGCCAUGGAACCAGGAAAUAUGACCAUUUCACCAGUGUUGGACAUCCAGGCUUAUGCAAUAUUACCAAACUCAUCUCUGGCUCCACUUUUUCUUUUAAACUUGUCAACUAAUGCAGUGGCCAAAGUGGGAGUGAAUUCAAGCAGGAUUGUGGGAUACCUGGAGCUUAGCAGCAUAAAGAUUGAUCUCAAGAACUCAGAAGUGGGGCCUUUCCCUGUUGGGAUUCUGAACAUUGCUGUGAAUUAUUACAUCUCACAUAUACUACUUCCAAAAGUUAAUGAAAUUCUGAAGAAUGGCUAUCCACUUCCACUACUGGAUCAUAUUCAACUGUCCAAUGUCAUGCUAAAGCUACAGGAGCAUUACAUUCUCCUGGGAGCAGAUGUCAACUAUGGAUAAAUCAAUAAAUGGCGGAAAGAGAAAAAGUUUACCAAAGCAGCCAGAGAUAUUUCAUAUACUGUUGAUUCGAAGUAGGCGAUUGAGAAAAGUAGUAAUUGUCCAAAAAAUGAGAUGUACACUGAAGCUAUGGCAUGACGAUAUCAUAUUACUUGAUUUAAUGCUACCAUAAACCAAUGGGUGUUAUUUUGUAUGAAAUAGUUUCUAGCUUUUCGUCUUUUAAAGAGGACUUGUAAACUUUCCUGACAUGUCUGUUUUAGGGCUCAUGCACAUGGCCGUUGCCCGUGUUGCGGCCCACCACCCACUGUAUCAUGGAUGCAGAUCCACUCACUUGAGUGAGUCUGCAAUCCGGCAGGUGCGGUGUGGUACGGGGUCACAGAACCCCACAGAAGCACAACAGAGGGACCCAUUCAGGUUGGCAACAAAAACUUUUUUCCUAAAAUGGUGGCUGAAAAUAAAUUAAAAAAGUACGCUCACCUCAUCCACUUCAUCGCAGAGAGGCUGUCUGCUCCUGUCAUGAUGAUGUCGCUGUUUGCGGCCAGCACGAUCAUGUGGUGAUGUCAUCAUGCUCGCUGCAGGUCCUUCGGCAGGUUUUCUUCAAUCAGGACGGCCAGUCCACGAUCAAGUAGAUGAGGUGAAUAUUAUAUUUUUUUUUACCCCAGAUUAACCCCCUGAGCAUCUAAAUGUGAUUCUCAGAUGCCGCAAUCAGCAUUGAACGCGGCAUCUAAGGGGUUAAAUGAUGGGGCGGACCAAUCGCUGUUCCCCGUCAUUGUGCCCGCUCUAUACAACGGAAAGCCAUUCAUGACAAAUUCAUUCGCUAUAAAUCAAAUUUCUUGACAAAGUUAGGCGAAGAAGCCGAAUCGAAUUUUUGAAAACGCCGUUCAUCCCUAACACAAACGUCAGGAGAGGUAACAGGUCGUAAGAGGAUGACAGAAUAGUCCACAAUAGGAAGACUGACAAAAUUCUGAUACAGUGUAUUGAAAAGUCUGUUUAUUAAAUGGAUGAUGUACAGAGGUCUAAUCCACUAAUCUACUGUAGAUAAGAAUACACAAUACAAUAUCUCCACAUACUACCAAAGCCCUUGACAGAAUGCAAGCACAUUACAACCACAGGGUGGCCACAUAUGGGUACAUACAGCAUAAAAAAUAAAUAACAGGGUGCUGGAAUUUUUAUUUUUUAAGCUGGUAGGGUUGUGCCAUUUAUCUUGUAAUAAAACUUGAGCUGUAAUCAGUG
This is a messenger RNA of Bufo gargarizans (Asiatic toad), 2771 nucleotides long. RefSeq names its product bactericidal permeability-increasing protein-like. NCBI's taxonomy places the organism in Eukaryota, Metazoa, Chordata, Amphibia, Anura, Bufonidae. The coding region runs from base 108 to 1541 and encodes 477 amino acids. The transcript has 15 exons. Gene Ontology annotation, molecular function: lipid binding. The record is from RefSeq and is a predicted model, not a curated record.